CGCGGCUCCGGCGAUCGGCGGCGGCUGUGCGCUCGCGGCGGCGCGGGGCGUGGAGCCGGGUCUGUGCCGCGGGGUCUGUGGAAUGAUUCUAGAUGUUUUGGAUACAGCAUUGAAGAAAAGAAACUUCUUGCUAUCAUGGUACUUACAUUGUUGUGGGCCAGAUAAUAAAUGAGCUCCCCCUUUGCAGGCCCUGUGAAAUCCCAGAAAGAAGAGGAAAUGACUGAUAUCCAGGAAAUGGUGACAUUCAAAGAUGUGGCUAUUGACUUCACCCAGGAAGAGUGGCAGCAACUGGAUCCUGCUCAAAGGAACCUGUAUCGAAAUGUGAUGCUAGAGAACUAUAACAACUUAAUUACAGUGGGGUAUCCAUUCACCAAGCCUGAUGUGAUUUUCAAGUUGGAGCAAGAAGAAGAACCAUGGGUGUCUGAGGAAAAAGUGUUAAGGAGACACUGUCCAGAAAUAUGGGUUACUGAUGAGCAUGAAAAAGUCCAGGACAGACUUUUGAUGCAGCUUGAAGAUAAAUUCACAAAAACAUGGACUGAAGAAAAAGUCAAUGAGUGUCAUAAGAAAUUUACAAAUGUAUUUUCUUCAAACUCAGACAUUUUCCCUUCCAGUCACAAUAUGUAUGAAUAUGACUUAUUUGGACAAUGUUUAGGGCAUAAUUUUGAUUAUCAUAAUAAUGAAAGACUUCUUAUAAGAAAGGAAAAUUGUGGCUACAAUGAACCUGUGAAAUCAUUUGGCAGUAGUUCAUCCCAUCUUGUAGUAACUCCCUUUAGGUGUAAUCAUUGUGGGAAAGGAUUCAGUCAAACAUUGGACCUCAUAAGACACCUAAGAAUUCAUACUGGAGAGAAACCUUAUGAAUGUAAAAAGUGUAGGAAAGCCUUUAGCCAUAAGGAGAAACUUAUUAAACAUAAUAACAUUCACAAUAGGGAGCAAUCUUAUGAAUGUAAUGAGUGUGGAAAAACUUUUAUUAAAAUGUCAAAUCUCAUUAGACAUCAAAGAAUCCAUACUGGAGAGAAACCCUAUGCAUGUAAAGAAUGUGGGAAAUCCUUCAGUCAGAAAUCUAAUCUCAUUGAUCAUGAAAAAAUUCAUACUGGAGAAAAACCUUAUGAAUGUAAUGAAUGUGGGAAAGCAUUCAGUCAGAAACAAAGUCUCAUUGCACAUCAGAAAGUUCACACUGGGGAGAAGCCUUAUGCAUGUAAUGAAUGUGGUAAAGCCUUCCCUCGAAUUGCAUCCCUUGCUCUUCAUAUGAGAAGUCAUACGGGAGAAAAACCUUAUAAAUGUGAUAAAUGUGGAAAAGCCUUCUCUCAGUUUUCCAUGCUUAUUAUACAUGUGAGAAUUCAUACAGGUGAGAAACCCUAUGAAUGUAAUGAAUGUGGAAAAUCUUUCUCUCAAAGCUCAGCCCUAACUGUACAUAUGAGAAGUCACACUGGUGAGAAACCUUAUGAAUGUAAGGAAUGUAGGAAAGCCUUCAGCCACAAAAAAAACUUUAUUACACAUCAGAAGAUUCAUACUAGAGAAAAACCUUAUGAAUGUAAUGAAUGUGGAAAAGCUUUCAUUCAGAUGUCAAAUCUCGUUCGACACCAGAGAAUCCAUACUGGAGAAAAACCUUAUAUAUGUAAGGAAUGUGGCAAAGCCUUUAGCCAGAAAUCAAAUCUCAUUGCUCAUGAAAAAAUUCACUCUGGGGAGAAACCCUAUGAAUGUAAUGAAUGUGGUAAAGCCUUCAGCCAAAAGCAAAACUUUAUUACACACCAGAAAGUUCACACUGGAGAGAAACCUUACGAUUGUAAUGAAUGUGGUAAAGCCUUCUCUCAAAUUGCAUCCCUUACUCUUCAUUUGAGAAGUCACACAGGAGAAAAGCCUUAUGAAUGUGAUAAGUGUGGAAAAGCCUUCUCUCAGUGCUCACUGCUUAAUUUACAUAUGAGAAGUCAUACAGGUGAGAAGCCCUAUGUAUGUAAUGAAUGUGGGAAAGCCUUCUCUCAAAGAACUUCCCUUAUUGUGCAUAUGAGAGGUCACACAGGUGAGAAGCCCUAUGAAUGUAAUAAAUGUGGGAAAGCCUUCUCCCAGAGCUCCUCACUAACUAUACAUAUACGUGGUCACACAGGUGAGAAACCCUUUGACUGCAGUAAAUGUGGAAAAGCCUUCUCUCAAAUCUCAUCUCUUACACUUCACAUGAGAAAACAUACAGGUGAGAAGCCUUAUCACUGUAUUGAGUGUGGCAAAGCAUUCAGCCAAAAGUCACACCUUGUUAGACACCAGAGAAUCCAUACUCAUUAGAUGUAACUACAGUGAAUAUGGAAAAGCCUUCAGAAGGAAGCUGCACAUCACUGCACAAUGUAUCAUCAGUUCUAAAGCAGAAAACAAUGUAGUAAAAGUACUUUGAAGAAGCCACAUCUAUAAAAUAUGGGGAUUCUUAUCAAGGUGACAAAUUGUAUGAUGAGAAGCUGAUCAAAAAGGUUUAGCAAGACAUCUUACCUGUUAAUAUUUAGUCAGUGGUCUCAUUAAAAUAUGGUCUCUGCUAUCAGCAUAUCACCAUGAUCCUGGGCUCCUACCAAUACUAUAAGCAAGAAAUACUGCAAAGAAAAGAGAAACUUCAGCCUUUUAUAAAAAAAAUCAUUAAAAAUGUAUUGAUAUAUCUAAGGAUAAGCACAACAAUGAAUUACAAGACAAGUAUAUAGAGAUAUAAGAACAUACUGAACAUAUUGAUGAGCACAAAACACCUGAAAAUUUGAGGAAAAAAUAUAUUGAAGACUUGACAUUGUAAAAAUACGUAAAUUCUCUCCCAAAUAUCUAAAAGUACUUCCAAUUCAGAGUUUUCAGCAGUUACAUUUUUAGGAAUUUCACAAACUGAUUUAAACUUUUAGUGGAAUGUAAAGGACCACAGGUAGCUGUGUCAAAUGUGAUAAGAGAAAUAUUGAAGACAUGGUCUUCUAAAUGUAAUUAUAGACUUUAAAGCUGGUAUCACUUAAGCAAUGUGUUCUUACCAAAAUAAUUGCGUGGAAACAAAUUGAGGACUGAUACAAAAAUCCAAAGAGAUGUGGGAAUUUCUCUAUGUGUAUGACAGUGCUGUUGAAAUCAUUGGAGAAAUUAUAGCCUAUGCAAUAAAUGGAAGGUUCAUAUGAACAAGGUUCUCUAUCAUUUCAAAAAAUAAAAUCCAAAUAGAUUGAAGGUCAGAAUGUAAAAAUUCUGAAACUAUAAUGAAAAUAAAAAAUAUGCCAUUAGAAAAACAGGAUUUCUUUUAGAACACAUAAACAUGGUACUAUCAAUUCUAUUUUGGUGUUUUGGCCUCAGAGGUGCCCAGCAUAUAGACAGAGAAAGAUCUGUAUCUCAUUUUGUUCACUGAAUCAUGGUGUGUAUUAACUCAAAAUUGGACAUAACAAAUUUCCAUCAGUAGAGGGUAAAGCAACACAAUUUGAUUAUUUCUAUGCAAUUCAUUGUUUAGCAGGACAAUACAAAUUUGUUCCACAUAAAGCUACAUGGGUAGAUCACAUUGUAUGAUAUUAAGAGAAUAAAGCAAAAUGCACAUGAAACUACAUUUUUUAUAAAUAAUAGUGCAAAAAAACUGCACUUUUAAUCAUGAAUUCACGUUAUGACAUUGGUUGCCUUUUAGGAAGUGGGAGGGUUUUGGAGAGGGAAUUGUUAUACUUGUAAUAUUUCCUUAAUAAAAAAAUGAAAGCCAAUAAGACAGUGGUGACGAAUUUGGUUGUCAAAAGAAUUUUUUUAUUAUUGUUUACCUUUAGUUUCCAGUUUCUCUGAAAUAUGAACCAUGAGUGAUUUUAUUUAAUCUUCCUUUUUGCAGUUAGUCACCAUCUUUAAAUGCUACUUUCUAGAUGGGAAUGGAAUGUCAUUGGCGCCUAGGUAACAUGGGAGAAGGUGAAGUGUUGAGGUUGAGAAGUUCAACCUCAAAUUACCUAGUUCCACCUUGCUGCUGCUGGUUGGGUAUGGAAGUUCAUCCUGGCCCAAACUCCUCAUCAUGGGGUGGACUGGGGCUGGUUCCCCCAGAAGUGCUUUUGCACCAAGACAGAGCUUCGAGGCACUAAGUCAGAGGUGGAAAGAAACCAGCUCUAUAAGGGGGAAGGAAGGGCUUUCUGUGCUCAGCACCCAUCAGCAGCCCCAAGGAGGCGCUCUAGUGACUCUCAUCCAAGGGACCAAAGAAUCACAGCAGUCCACUGUUCACAUUAAUUUUGGCAGCUCUUUGCAUAUAACCACACUGAGAGGCUGGAAAAUAAGCCUUGGGAUAAUCAGGGUUUUUGCUGUUGUCUCACACCAGGCAAAGCAGGCCUAAAGAAACCGUAAUGAAAAUGUAUAGUCUCUUGAAGAGGCCGAACUGUCUCCCAGCUAGUAAGGGAUCCCUUAAGGAAGGACAACCCAUGAUUCCUUCAAGAGAAGCAACAUCACUGGCCAACAAGCACGUGAAAAAACCCUUAGCAUUACUAGUCCUUGGGAAAAUGUAAAUCAAAAUUACAUGAGAUACCACAGCUGGGGAUGGCUAUAAUCUUAAAAAGGUAAGUGUUAAUGAGGAUGUGGAGAAAACUUGUAUAUUGCCUGUGGUAGUGGGAAAUGUUUCAGUUUGGCAGUUCUUUAAAAAGCUUGCAUAGAAUUACCAUAUAAUGCAACACUUAUAUUCCUGCAUGUAUAUAUACCCCCAGAGAGUUGAAGCCAAGGGCAUGUUACACACGAAUUCUUAGCACUAGUCACAGAAGCCAAGGUUUCUGUACUCUCCAGAUGGCCAUCAACAGAUAACAGAUAAACUGUGAUAUGUGCACACAAGCUGAAAUAUUAUCCAAUGACAAGACAGAAUGAAGGACAAAUAAUGUUUAUAUGACAUGAUGGACCUUCAAACAUGCUCAAGAUGCCAGAUUUAAAAAAAAAAAAAAGAUCACCUAUUGUAUGAUUGAUUUUAUAUUAAAUAUCCAAAAGAGAUGAAGCCUUAGUAGUGAUGGAACACAAAUUAGUGGUUGCUAGGCAUGGAGGGGAGGGAAGAAAUGGAGAGAAAACAACAGGUAAGGGAUUCUACUCAGUUUAAACAGCAGAGAUUUCCAGACUGAAUUUUUAAAACAAUAUCCAAUUUUAUGCUGCUUACAAGAAACUGAUUUUAAAUAGAAAGAUUUUACUAACAAUUAAAAGAAUGUUAAAGUACAUGUAUUAAUAUCAGGCAAAAUAGACUUCUGAGCAAAAAAUAUAUUCAUAGGACCUCCCUGAUUUCAGUACUAUUACCUCAGUAGCCUGAGUUUAUCCCAGGCCAGGGAGGUCACACACAGAGCACAGCAGACCUCUCCUGUUUCA
Molecule: messenger RNA, 5283 nt
Organism: Condylura cristata (star-nosed mole)
Lineage: Eukaryota; Metazoa; Chordata; Mammalia; Eulipotyphla; Talpidae
Gene: ZNF569
Product: zinc finger protein 569
Exons: 6
Coding region: 169-2274 (701 amino acids)
Biological process (GO): regulation of transcription by RNA polymerase II
Cellular component (GO): nucleus
Molecular function (GO): RNA polymerase II transcription regulatory region sequence-specific DNA binding; DNA-binding transcription factor activity, RNA polymerase II-specific
Source: RefSeq, a predicted model, not a curated record